AUUAUUUACGAGUUCAAUGAAAACCCACUCGUUGCUUGUCAAUACUUUGAACUGUCAAAACAAAAUUUAUUGGAAUCGGAGAGGAUUGAGAGGCGUUAACCGCGAGAGUAUCCCUAAAACAACCCCUGUUAGACGAAAUGAUUCGCUUCAUUUUAAUUCAAAAUCGUGCGGGUAAGACGCGUCUGGCGAAGUGGUACAUGAACUUCGACGAUGACGAAAAACAGAAGCUUAUUGAAGAAGUACACGCCGUAGUCACAGUCAGGGACGCGAAACACACCAACUUUGUUGAGUUCCGAAACUUCAAGAUAGUGUACCGGCGGUACGCGGGGCUGUACUUCUGCAUCUGCGUGGACGUGAACGACAACAACCUGUGCUACCUGGAGGCCAUCCACAACUUCGUGGAGGUCCUCAACGAGUACUUCCACAAUGUCUGCGAGCUGGACCUUGUCUUCAACUUCUACAAGGUGUACACAGUAGUGGAUGAGAUGUUCUUGGCGGGCGAGAUCCGGGAGACCUCACAGACCAAGGUGCUCAAGCAGCUGCUCAUGCUCAACUCCCUCGAGUAA
This is a messenger RNA of Cydia amplana, 566 nucleotides long. RefSeq names its product AP-2 complex subunit sigma (gene AP-2sigma). Gene Ontology annotation, molecular function: clathrin-cargo adaptor activity. Gene Ontology annotation, biological process: intracellular protein transport; clathrin-dependent endocytosis. The transcript is spliced from 4 exons. The coding region runs from base 138 to 566 and encodes 142 amino acids. Lineage: Eukaryota; Metazoa; Arthropoda; Insecta; Lepidoptera; Tortricidae. Gene Ontology annotation, cellular component: membrane coat; AP-2 adaptor complex; intracellular membrane-bounded organelle. The record is from RefSeq and is a predicted model, not a curated record.